ACUAUAUAUGUAUGAGUGUAACAGUUUAAGACCCAACACACAUAUCUCAAACAACUUACAUGAUGCCUGUGCUUAUUGUCCUGACGCUUGUGUUUCUUUGCCACUCCUUUGUUGAUGCAGAGGUUUUGCAUCAGCAGACGAAGAAGACGACGACGUUCAUAGUUCACAUGGACAAGUCGAGCGUGCCAGAAAGCUUCGACGAUCACCUGCAGUGGUAUGACUCUUCUCUGAAGUCAGUGUCACAAACUGCCAGCAAGCUCUACACCUACAAUAACGUUGUCCAUGGAUACUCGGCCCGCCUAACAGAGGAGGAGGCUCGGUUGCUUGAAGAGCAACCGGGAGUCCUUUUGGUUCAAGAGGAUAAGAGAUGCGAAAUCCACACCACCAGAUCACCUGAGUUCCUCGGAAUCCACAACAGUGAUGAAUCCUUUCCUGAGUCCAGCACGCCAAGUGACGUGAUCAUUGGCGUGCUGGACACAGGGGUUUGGCCCGAAUCAAGUAGCUAUGAUGAUAAGGACAUGGGCCCGGUCCCUCCUGGCUGGAAGGGAGCGUGUGAAGCAAGCAGAACCUUCAGCUCGUCAAGCUGCAACCGCAAACUGAUAGGUGCAAGGUUCUUCUCACAGGGCUAUGAAGCAGCAUACGGGCCAGUUGAUGAGACGAAAGAAUCCAGAUCCCCAAGGGACGAUGACGGCCAUGGAACACACACGUCGACCACAGCAGCUGGAUCAGCCGUGGUUGGAGCAAGUCUCUUCGGCUAUGCUGCAGGCACAGCACGCGGAAUGGCCAAGCACGCGAGAGUGGCAGCGUACAAAGUAUGCUGGCUGGGAGGAUGCCUCAGCAGCGACAUACUAAUGGCGAUGGACAAGGCAAUUGAAGACGGUGUCCACAUCCUAUCCCUGUCACUGGGUGGAUCAGUCAAUGACUACUUCCAAGACACUGUUGCAAUAGGAGCUUUUGCAGCAGCGUCUAAAGGAGUUUUUGUGUCAUGCUCAGCCGGGAAUGGAGGGCCGCGACCAGGUAGCUUGUCUAACGUCGCGCCAUGGAUAACUACAGUGGGGGCUGGCACGAUGGACCGGCAGUUCCCAUCGUAUAUCACCCUUGGAAACGGUAGAAAGCUAACAGGGGAAUCACUCUACAGUGGGAAACCAUUACCUGGCUCAUUAGUCCCAUUGGUUUAUGCUGGCAAUAUUAGUAAAGCAUCCAAUGGUAAUAUGUGCAUUGAAGGAGGCCUAAUCCCGGAAAAGGCCAAGGGGAAGAUCGUGGUGUGCGACCGAGGGCUGAACCCGAGGGCACAGAAAGGUCUCGCAGUCAAAGAGGCCGGUGGGAUCGGAAUGAUUCUUGCAAACACUGAGGCAUUCGGAGAAGAGCUGGUUGCUGAUGCCCAUUUUAUACCCACAGCAGCAGUAGGCCAGGCUCCGGGUGAGGAGAUAAAGAAGUACGACUUUUCAGACGCGAAUCCGACUGCCACAAUUGCAUCCGGGAGCACCCAGCUCGGAGUCCAACCAUCACCUGUGGUAGCAGCAUUCAGUUCAAGAGGUCCAAAUCCAAUCACACCUGAUAUACUGAAACCUGAUUUGAUAGCACCAGGUGUGAACAUACUUGCUGGUUGGACGGGAAAGGUCGGUCCAACAGGAUUGCCUGAGGACACGCGGCACGUGGACUUCAACAUAGUUUCUGGCACGUCCAUGUCCUGCCCUCACAUAAGCGGACUAGCAGCGCUCGUUAAGGCUGCCCAUCCAGGAUGGAGCCCUGCAGCUAUAAGAUCAGCACUGAUGACGACGGCUUACAAUAGAUACAAGAAUGGAGAAACAAUUAAAGACAUUGCAACUGGAAAGGCAUCCACACCGUUUGGUUAUGGUGCUGGACAUGUGGACCCUUUAUCCGCGCUACACCCAGGUCUAGUAUACGACACCACGACCAGAAACUACGUAGAUUUUCUCUGUGCCAUAGGAUACAGUUCUAGGAUGAUAAAGCUCGUGGCGAAGCAAGAAUAUCAAUGCAAGGCGGGCGUGAAAUACAGUGUGGCAGAUCUUAAUUACCCGUCUUUUGCUGUUCCACUAGAGACGGCCUCAGGGCCGCGAGGUGGUGGUGGUAGCGCGCCAACGGUUGUCAAAUAUACGAGGAGACUGACGAAUGUGGGUGAUCCAGCAACUUAUAAGGUAUCUGUUUCUCAGGAGACGGAUUCAGUCAAGAUCCAGGUUCAGCCGGCGGUGCUGAGCUUCAGCGCUCCGAACGAGAUGAAGACAUACACUGUUACAUUUGCUGCGACUUCUAUGCCCUCGGGCACAAGCAGCUUUGCUCAUUUGGAAUGGUCAGAUGGGAAACACACUGUUGGUAGCCCAAUUGUAUUUAGUUGGACAUAGUAGUAUCAAGCAAUACUGAUUGUAUUUGUAAUUAAGACAUAUAUAUUCCCCCCUCUCCCAAACUCCAAAAUGCAUACAUCAGUUUGCUCUAAAAA
This is a messenger RNA of Salvia splendens (bonfire salvia), 2458 nucleotides long. RefSeq names its product subtilisin-like protease SBT1.7. Lineage: Eukaryota; Viridiplantae; Streptophyta; Magnoliopsida; Lamiales; Lamiaceae. Gene Ontology annotation, biological process: proteolysis. The record is from RefSeq and is a predicted model, not a curated record. The coding region runs from base 60 to 2363 and encodes 767 amino acids. The transcript has a single exon. Gene Ontology annotation, molecular function: serine-type endopeptidase activity.